Messenger RNA from Rhineura floridana, 5301 nucleotides. Its product is annotated as zinc finger protein 436-like. The record is from RefSeq and is a predicted model, not a curated record. The transcript is spliced from 5 exons. Lineage: Eukaryota; Metazoa; Chordata; Lepidosauria; Squamata; Rhineuridae. Gene Ontology annotation, biological process: regulation of immune system process; regulation of cytokine production; negative regulation of transcription by RNA polymerase II. Bases 526 to 2673 code for a protein of 715 amino acids.
UUAGUUGCAGGGGGAGGGAAAGAGAGCAGCGAAGCAGGAAAUCCGUGGCGUGGACACACAGACAGACGGAGCGGCGUUGCCCGCGAGGAGGACUGGAGACGGGUCUCCAAAGCCUUUCCCCGUUCCCGGUCCUCCGCGUUUAGGGAGCGUGGGGGGUCGGGUGUGCCUUGGAGCGGAUUGGCGCCCUUCUCCUUUGUCGCCACCCCGGGCGUGUAGAUGAUCGGAAGGCAAAGCAAGGUGCUUCAACGAACAGGGAAGAGGAAGGGGUCCCGCUGUGUCCGAGGGGCAUCGCCAGGGCGUAGGACGAAGUAUGUCUGUUUUAUUACAUAGCCCGCUCUGUUGCGUUUAUACUCGCAACGUGGAAGCCCCGCUUUGAAUUCAAUGGGAUUCCCAGGAACUCAAGGUGGCAUAUGUGGUGCCCCACUCCUCAUUUAAUCCCCACAACAACCCUGUGAGGAGAGGAUGUGCAGCCAGGAAUAAAAUUGGAGGACCAGAAGGCAACUUGGGCAAGUUGCAGGGGAGAAAAUGGAGGAAAGUGGAAGAGAUUCUACCAUUGGUCAGGUUGGGAGGUUUCUGUCUGAUGUCGGCCCCCAACAAGUUAAAGGGGAACCAGAUGAAGAUUUGCACCAUCACUGGGAUUCCCAGUGGCAGAGAGUCCAGGAGGGAUCUCGCUCAGAAAGAGACAAAUCCCAGCUGCCUGGAUCUGUAGAUCGGGAAGACACUGCAUUAUUUUCAGCAUCAUCAAAAGCCAUUGCUGAUGCCAACCAGGGGCCUAGAGGCAAGCCAGUGAUGCAACCCCUGUCGUGCCUCCAUGGAAAAGCCCUUGAAAAUCUGGAUUCUUCGAUGAGCGUUGGAGAAGCGAUUACGGAGAAGGGUGUUCUCAGCUUGGAGACGCAACGCCAGCGCUUCAGGCUCUUCUCCUACCAGGAGGCUCUGGGACCCCGAGGGGUGUUCAGGCAGCUCCAGGAGCGUUGCUGUCAGUGGCUGAAGCCAGAGAGUCAUUCGAAGGAGCAGAUCCUGGAGCUGUUGAUUCUGGAGCAGUUCCUGGCCAUCCUGCCACUGGAAAUGCGGCGCUGGGUUAAGGGGGACGACCCUGAGACCUGCGCCAAGGCGGUGGCCCUAGCGGAGGAUUUCUUGCUUUGGAAGGAGGCCGCAGAAAUGCAGGAGCAUCCGAAUUAUGGUCCAUUUCAGACGUUGGAGCCAUUUGAGAAGGUGAUCGGCUCCCCCAAAGCUACUUCAAAUACUAUGAAGGUGCCACCCUACACGGAGGUGGAGCAGAAGAGUGAUGGGGAGACUCACGUGCUGCAAGGUGAUGGACAAAUGACUGAGAAUGAGAAGAAGCCUCUUGGGCCAGGAGCAUCUAAGCAGAUGGAACUUGCUAGUAAUUCAUCCCACAAAGCCAAGUGUGAUCUCUCCCAGUUUCCUCAAAUGGAAAACAUGCCUAAAAGCCAGCAGAAGGCAGACAGGGAUGAAGGAAGCCACCCAGGACAGAGAGAAGAAGAAAACGUAAUUUGGGAGAAAAGCAGUGACAGAAUCCUAAACCAUAGCAUCUUCCAGGGGAGAGCACAAAAAGAUAAGAGUAUCAGGAUGAGCUUGAGCUGUGCUAAAAGCUUUGGCCAAACCCUUGACCUUCUGAAAACGCAAACUGAAAGAAAGCCACACCAACAUACAGAUGGUGGGAAGAGUUGGACAUCAGCCCUUCGGCAGGAGAACAUCCAAAUGGGAGAGGAGUCAUAUAUAGAUUGUGGGACCAGCUUGGAUCAGAAAACACACCUAAGUAAUCCUCAGAGAAUCCCUGCAGGAGAAAAACCAUAUAAGUGCUCUGAAUGUGGACACAACUUCAGCCAGAGCUCUGAUCUUACUGGAGACAGUCUUUAUAUAUGUUCCAACUGUGGUAAAAGCUUUAUUUCCAGCUCAGCCCUUGAAAAACAAGAGGGAGCACCCACUGGGGAGAAACCAUCUCAGAAAUGCUCAGAAAGUGGGAAAGGUUCUCCACAGCCCUCUGAUCCUCAAAUGGGAGAGAAACCAUAUAUGUGUACCGACUGUGGGAAAAGCUUCAGCUUUAGGUCAAGCCUUGUCCGUCAUCAGAGACUUCACACUGGAGAGAAACCGUACAAAUGUUUAGACUGUGGAAAGAAUUUCAGUCAGAGUUCAAACCUUCUUAAUCAUCAGAGAAUCCACACAGGAGAGAAACCGUAUAGCUGCUCAGACUGUGGGAAAUCAUUCAGUAACAGUUCAAGCCUUACGUCGCAUGAGAGAACCCACAGAGGAGAGAAACCUUAUAAGUGUUCCAGCUGUGGGAAGAACUUCAGUUGUAACUCAGUCCUUAGAAUCCAUGAAAGAAUUCACACAGGUGAGAAGCCAUAUGAAUGCAUGGACUGUGGGAAAAGCUUUAGCCGCAGAGAAUUCCUCAUUGGCCACCAGAGAACUCACACAGGGGAGAAACCAUAUGAGUGUUUGGAAUGUGGAAAAAGCUUCAGCCAGAGAUCAAACCUUAUUAAUCAUCAGAGAAGCCACACUGGAGAGAAACCGUUUGAAUGCAUAGACUGUGGCAAAAGAUUUAGCCAUAAAGCAUCCCUCCUUAAACAUGAGAAAAACCAUCUACAUGGCCCGACAGUGGACAGGGAUUCUGCUGGAGUUCAAGCUAUCUUACAUGUGGCAGAAAGCACAUAAUGGAUGAACUUUUUUAUGUGGUAAGACUGGUGGGGGGAAUCGUACAGGAGAAAAAUGAGAUUGUGAGAACUUGCUUCUUUGGUUUGAGGCCAGCUCUCUGCUCAACCUGAGAGAAUAUUUUAGAUAAAAAGAACCCGUAUCACUACUCAGACUAGGAGAGAGCAUCAAUGAUAGGCCACACUCCCUCUCAAGCUUUUUGUGUUAUUCUCAAAGUUGCCUUUCAGAUCUUCUGAGGUGUCAACACAAGGCCCAGCAUUUCCCGUUCCUUCUAUCCUACCUAAUCUCUGUGGCAUUCUGGUGUUGUGCCUUCGUGUGACCAGCAUCACACAGGUUCUGCAGAUCUUUGGCCUGAAACUUUUAGCUCAAACUGUUGUUGCUAUCACCACAAAAGGUGUUUGGUACCUAGUACGGUAUCUACAGUAACAAUUCUGCAGCCUCUUCUCAUGGAGAGCGAGGUAGCUUUCAUAAGUCCCCAGCAUAUACUCUCCUUGCCUCACCACCUGCUUCCAUGUCCAGUGCUGCUAUUGAGGAUGGGCCAUAGCUCAUUGGUAGAGCAUCUGCCCUGCAUACAGAAGGCCCCAUGGGUCAAUCCCCUGCAUCUCUAGGAAAUGGAUCUGAAACUCUGGAGUGCUGCUGCCAGUGAGCGUAGACAUUGUUGAGCAAGAUGGACCAAUGGCCUGACUCAGUUAUAGGGAGUUUCCUAUGUGCCUACAUGGUGAAUUGACCUAGUUUUACACAUCCAACCAAGACUGUGUCUCACCUUAUUUUUAUUUUUUUUCAAGCAUCCUGGACCUAGCCCUUUCCCAGUAUUUCUGCACACACACUCUACUCUUAGCCAUAGCUGGCAUAGAUGUUAAUGGCCUGAUCAAGCCACAGCACAGUUUAUUCUGGGACCUUAUCUGAGCUGCACCAUGCUCCCUCCUCUAUUUGAGUCCAGGGGAAGAUUGUGGCUGUAGAAUUUUUAUUUAAUUUUUUUAUCCAAUCAUCUCAGGGUGGUGUACACACCUGUCUUCCAUCCCUCUUCCCAUUUUAUCCUUGCAGCAAUCCUGUGGGGUAGUUUAGGCUGAGAAAUAGAAAGGGGCCCAGGUCACCCCCAUGAACUGGAAAGUGAACUAUGAGUGACAGAUUGUGUCUCGGCGACAGAUUCACUCAAUUGCAGGCCGUUCAUUUUCUCAACCUUGACCUGCUCUCACCUGCUGCAUUCAGCAUGGAGAAUAACAAUAUGGACUUACCUUGCAGGGUUGUAAGGAUGACUGAGAAGUGCUUUGAACACAAUAUAAAGCUAAGUGGCUUAAUUUAGCUGCUCAGAAAUGUUUUUCUGCCCAGACUGGGUUAGGUUCUAACCUUCUUCCUUCACAGCCUGCUUCCAGUUGUCUAAUCCUCCUGUCAAGGAAGGAAUCAAGAGUGCCGUGGACCAAUUCUACAUACUAAACCAAUGUAGUGGAGAAAUCAUACAGUGAGCAGCACUUUGAAACGUAAGACGAGUGUCAAAACAUUAUAUGCUGGGCUGCAUGUCUCUGACUAUGCUGCGCAAAUGCAGAAUGUUCUGGGAAUAGGCAUCCUGAGAAUCUAAGGUUCCAUUUAAAAAUGACCAAGUUUCUAGCCCUUCAGGUUGGAAUUUGUGUAAGUAGAGUAAAAUUUCAGGGGGCGGGUUUCCAGUAUUUGGGGCUGGGACUCUAGCAGCUCUUUGCCCCUCCCCCUUGACUUGUAGAGAUGAACCUAGGCUGCUUUCACACUGCACUUUAUUCUGUUCUUCUGAUGGUUUCUUACCUGGUAAUUUGCACAUUAUAUUUGAUCUUUCACACGACGUACAAGCUAGUUCUGGAAUUCUAGUGGAAUAUAGUGCAAGUUUAGCGCAAAUUUUUGUGAUAAAUGAUACCAGAAAUAAUUCGAUGCAAGCUUGAGAAGCUGGUACAGAGGCUUUUCACUAGUUGCAGCUGCUCACGUGACAGGCAUCCCAGCAUGCAAUGUGUUCCUGCCCUUUAGAUGCACCUUUUUUUUUUGCCUGACAGAAAUUGUACUGGUAUUCCAUCGUAGGCACGGGUAGUAGUAGCAUUUCCCACACACUCCCCUGUGUCUAUACUAUAUAUAUAUAUAUAUAUAUAAAAUGACGGACGCUAAAGGGAGAGGAGUUGCAUGGUAACGGGACAAGAUCUUAGACCUCCUACACAGUGGGGAACUACAAUGCAUAUGUGUAUAACAGCUGAGGGACUAAAGCAAGACAACAUUCAUUGCAGCUGUGUGAAAGACAGUUGUGCGAAAUGCUGGUAGAUCGACUGAAAAAGCUACUGUUCCUUAAUGCAACAGGUACUGCAAGUGUGAAAGGAAUUUUCAAAGUGGGGACAGAAGCACUACCAUUUUAAUCUGUUAAACUAGACACUAGAGCAAUAAGCCCCACGUCUGAAAGCAGCCACAAUUACACAGGCCAGGAAGGGUUUGCAAGCUUUAGCUGGACUUAAUUGGAAACUCAGUCAACUGAAACUUAAUUAACCACCAGGUGCCAAUGUUUGUCAGUUACAGACAAAUUUGAAUUGGCAGGCUACUAGUUAAAGGUGCAGUUGUUUGGGGGGGGGGGUUGGAAGCAAUUUUGAUUCUGGUGUAUUACUGUGUCAGUGAAUGGAAAAUAAA